AUGAACCUGAUUCACAUUGCAUCCAAAAAAUAAAUAAACAACAGUUUCUGUAAUCAGUGCAGAGAAAGCGUAUAAAAUGCUUUGGAAGAGAAUGAAUCUAACGAAGCUUUAUAUCUUUAGUCAAUUAAUAUAUGGUUCUGGAGGUCGCUAACGCUUAUAGUUUUUCUUUAAUGAAAUCGGACCCUUCGUUCCAAUUUUUUUUUUUUGGAGAGAAUUUAUUCCCAACAAACAUUUUUUUUAUUAGGGCAGAAGGGUAUCGGAUACGUGAUUUGUUUAGUAAUUUUUUUUUUUUGCAUGACGGAGUCAACGUUUUCCGCAUGAAGCAAGAUCAUCAUGAUUUACAUUGCUAUAAAUAUAUAGUCAUAUACAGUUUGAACAUUCCUCAAGUGAAACAAGUUUUUGUUUUAUUUUCUCUUCUCUGUCAUGGCUGCUGCUUCAGUUUCCGGUGAUGAAGAAGCUCAUAUACAUGGGAAUUCCGGCCUCAAACGCGGCGGAUGGAUCACCUUUCCGUUCAUGGCGGCGACGUUGUUAGGGCUGACGAUAACUUCUUUCGGAUGGUUAGUGAACUUGAUCAUCUUCCUGAUCAAUGAAUUCAACAUAAAGUCCAUUGCCGCUGCUAAGAUUUCAAGCGUCGUCAAUGGCUGCCUCUGUAUGUUCCCUGUCGUUGCAGCCAUUGUUUCCGACUCUUUCUUCGGAACCAUUCCCGUCAUCUCCUCCUCCGCUUUCAUUUCUCUUGCGGGCAUUGUUCUUCUAACUUUGACAGCAUCAAUCCAUUCCUUGAGGCCUAGACCGUGCGAAAAUACCUCGAGUUUAUGCCAAUCGCCCUCGAGACUCCAGCUCGGGAUCCUAUUCACAGCACUAAGUCUGACGUCCAUCGGAACAGGAGGAACGAGGUUCACUUUAGCGGCUGCCGGGGCAAACCAGUAUAGCAAGCCUAAAGAUCAAAGAAGCUUCUUCAACUGGUUCUUCUUCACCAUGUAUCUAGGCGCUGUCAUUGGCGCUACAGCCGUUGUCUAUGUGGAAGACAACAUUAGCUGGAGAUUCGGGUUUGGUCUCUGUGUGGCAGCUAAUCUGAUAAGCUUCGUCGUUUUCAUCUCGGGAAAGAGAUUCUACAAGAAUGAUAAGCCUUUGGGAAGUCCCUACGCAAGCCUUUUGCGGGUCAUCGUUGCUGCUACACUGAAAAGACAAGCUGCGAUUUCUUCCAAAGAGGAAGAUUAUCACCACGAAGGCGGCGAAAAGGCAAUGCCCUCAAAGAGUUUCAGGUUCUUGAACCGAGCAGCAAUGAAAGCAGGAGGAGACAUCGAACCGGAUGGCUCAGUGUGUAAACCCUGGAGGAUAGCCACGGUUCAGCAAGUUGAAGAUUUCAAAGAUGUUGUCCGAGUUCUGCCUCUAUGGUCGGCCUCCAUAUUACUAAGCACACCCAUCGCGGUGCUAAUAAGCUUAACGGUCCUCCAAGCUCUGGUCAUGGACCGCCAACUUGGACCACAUUUCAAAAUCCCGGCUGGAUCUCUCCAAGUCAUAAUACUGAUCUCCACAUGUGUCUUUCUCAUACUGAACAACUGGUUUCUCUAUCCCUUGUACCAGAAACUAACCCGUAAGCCCUUGACACUACUUCAGCGAAUUGGGAUAGGCCAUGUCCUGAACAUCUUAAGCAUGGCGGUCUCUGCCAUCGUUGAGGCAAAGAGACUGAAAAUAUUACAAAACCAUCAUGUGAUCGGGUCAUCAGUUGCUCCCAUGCCGGUUUUAUGCUUGUUUCCUCCUCUUGUGUUAGCCGGAAUAUGUGAAGCCUUUUCCUUUCCUGCAAAUGUAGCCCUUUGCUACCAAGAAUUCCCCGAAUCACUGAAGAGCACUGCAACAUCAAUGACUUCAGUGGUCAUUGGGAUAUCCUUCUACGUUAGUACUGCUCUUAUAGAUUUGAUACAGAGGACAACUUCAUGGUUACCAGACGACAUAAACCACGGGAGAGUGGAUAAUGUUUACUGGGUUUUGGUCAUCAUUAGUGUUGUCAAUCUCUGCUAUUUUCUGGUCUGUGCCUGGUUUUUCAGAUACAAAAACCUCGGAGAUGACAAUGGACAGGAUGAUGUCUCUGCUUCUACUAAUUUCUCAUGAAGAUCUUCCAUCUGAGGACACCACAAUGUUUCAGCAUGUAUAAUGUAAUAUGUUAUAGAUCAGACUCCAAGAUCUUGUACUGGCCGAUAUAACUGUACUUGUUAUAUUACAUUUGUUGAAACUCAUAUUCAUGUU
Molecule: messenger RNA, 2244 nt
Organism: Tarenaya hassleriana
Lineage: Eukaryota; Viridiplantae; Streptophyta; Magnoliopsida; Brassicales; Cleomaceae
Product: protein NRT1/ PTR FAMILY 2.7-like
Exons: 5
Coding region: 424-2109 (561 amino acids)
Biological process (GO): oligopeptide transport; transmembrane transport
Cellular component (GO): plasma membrane
Molecular function (GO): transmembrane transporter activity
Source: RefSeq, a predicted model, not a curated record